This is a messenger RNA of Gloeophyllum trabeum ATCC 11539, 306 nucleotides long. RefSeq lists its product as uncharacterized. The transcript is spliced from 2 exons. Bases 1 to 306 code for a protein of 101 amino acids. The record is from RefSeq and is a predicted model, not a curated record. NCBI's taxonomy places the organism in Eukaryota, Fungi, Basidiomycota, Agaricomycetes, Gloeophyllales, Gloeophyllaceae.
AUGUCCCAGCCCGCCUCCUUUUAUCGAGACGAACUCCGGAGAAUACUCAAUGAACAGUUCUUUGGCGUAUCUUCAUUCAUCAUAACCGGCGCUAGUGCGGAAGACGCUACAGCAUCCGUUAAGCUUUUAGAGGGCAGGGAUGUCACGAUCAUUCUAACAGCUAGAGGUUACCAGGUGAGGCCAUAUUGCACGUCGGGCUCCAUGUACGAGACGAUAGAAAGCCUUCUACGAUCUAUCAGCCCAAUGUAUGCAAGCAAGUAUCAAGAGGUCCUCCUCUCCAAGCUCGGACAGUUAUCCCAGCAUUAG